UAGAGGAGGUGGGAUGAUCAAGAAUACUGACGGGUGAAAAUGACAUCGCUUUGAGUUUCGGAGGAUUUCAGGACGCAGUUUACGUGGUAUAGAUCUGCAGUCAUCAUGUGGCUACAGUUAUGUUUGGGACUGUUUGCUUUUUUCCUGGUCCAAGCUACGCAGCCUACCUUGAAAACCCCCAAAAAGCUCGAUCCUGAAGUCAACAUGAAUAUUAGUGAGAUCAUCAGACACUGGGGUUACCCGGCGGAAGAGUUCGAAGUGGUCACCGAGGACGGCUACAUCCUGAGCAUCAACAGGAUCCCACACGGCGUCCAGGGUAAAUUCCAGCAAGACCCCAAGCCUGUGGUGUACCUUCAGCAUGGGCUCCUGGCUGCAGGAAGUAACUGGGUGACUAACCUUCCCAACACCAGCCUUGGCUUUUUGCUAGCCGACGCUGGAUUUGACGUGUGGCUUGGAAACAGCCGUGGGAACACCUGGUCAAGAAAACAUGUCAGCCUCACGCCUAACCAAAAAGAGUACUGGCAAUUUAGUCAUGAUGAAAUGGCUAAGAAGGACCUUCCAGCAGUAAUAAACUUCAUCACAAAAACCACAGGACAAGAGCAGAUUUUCUAUGUUGGCCAUUCUCAGGGAACCACCAUUGCCUUUAUGGCUUUUUCCACAAUGCCGGAGCUGGCUAACAAAAUCAAGAUGUUUUUUGCACUGGCCCCUGUAGCCACAGUAGCCUUCACAGAAAGUCCAAUAGGCAGACUGAGUAUCCUCCCAGAGUAUGUCAUCUGGAAAUUAUUCGGGAACAAAGACUUUUUACCUCAGAGUGCCCUCAUCAAAUUUUUUGCCACCCAUUUCUGCAGCAAGGAACCAAUCAGCGUGUUGUGUGGAAACAUAUUUUUCCUUUUGUGUGGUUUUGAUGAAAGAAACCUGAACAUGACCCGAACGGCUGUGUACACGACACACUGCCCAGCUGGAACCUCUGUCCAGAACAUGGUGCACUGGUCUCAGGCUGUAAAGUAUAGGAAAUUGAUGGCAUAUGACUACGGAAAAGCUGGAAAUAUUGCUCAUUAUAAUCAGUCAACCCCUCCUCUGUACAACGUGCGGGACAUGAAGGUGCCAACAGCGGUGUGGUCCGGGGGACACGACACGCUGGCAGACCAAAAGGACGUGGCAUUACUGCUCACACAGAUCCCUAACCUGGUGUUCCAUCGCAACAUCAAGCACUGGGAGCACCUGGACUUCAUCUGGGGCCUGGAUGCCCCGCAGGAGAUGUACGAACCGCUGAUCAAGCUGAUGAGACAGAAUGUCUGACCGCCUUUUAACUCUUAGCAAUGAGACUGAUUUUUAUGCCUUUUAAUGUGGAGGUUUAUUUUAUAACUACAACAACCAGCACUAUGCAUUCCUUAACGAUUCCUUAGCAGGGAAUUAUGGCAAAGACCAUAUGUUUGGUUUUGUUUUACCUCAAAUUUUUCUUACCUCAUCUAACACAUUAUUCGAUUAGUAAAUAUGCUGUUAACACAAAAGCUGCUUUCUUAUAUGUGCUUAUUGAGCCAUGUGUUGAUCAGGCACGACUUUCCCCAUUGUGUUUCAUAGGAAACGCUGUGUUUAAUGUGAAUGUUGGAUUUUGGCCUCUAAUUAUAGAGUAAUCUUUUUUCCUUCAUUGUCAGAUUGUAUUUUACAUUUUCUAAAGGCUGUCCAAAAAGCAUUCUCUUUUUAGAAGGAUCAUUUGACUUACUUUAUAAAUCAAUGGACUCAAACCCAAUAAAAAUUCAUGAUCAAAUAAAAA
Ictalurus furcatus (blue catfish) is the source of this 1774-nucleotide messenger RNA. RefSeq names its product lipase, gastric (gene lipf). Gene Ontology annotation, molecular function: hydrolase activity, acting on ester bonds. The record is from RefSeq and is a predicted model, not a curated record. The coding region runs from base 106 to 1299 and encodes 397 amino acids. The transcript is spliced from 10 exons. Lineage: Eukaryota; Metazoa; Chordata; Actinopteri; Siluriformes; Ictaluridae.